This is a messenger RNA of Cetraspora pellucida, 2952 nucleotides long. Lineage: Eukaryota; Fungi; Glomeromycota; Glomeromycetes; Diversisporales; Gigasporaceae. The record is from the annotation of a GenBank genome assembly.
AUGUCUUUAAUCGACGACUUCAUAGAACAAUCAAAUGAGGUGUUGGCGCCAUCUAAUGUUAGCAACUUAUUUUUGGAAGCCUCGGGUUUCGAGCCGGCCGAUCCAGUUCAUAUGUUAGAAACUGGUUUUGUUAGUGCUGGUUUAGCCGACGACGAUUCGGGUAUUUUUACUUUAGAUCGUGUCCAAUUUCAGCCCCCUGCCCCAAUGGUUGCAAUGGCUGUAUCAAAUGAAGUUCUCGUAAUGGCUUUGGAAUCGAAUCAUAUCUUAAGAAUUGACUUACAACAAGCACAUAAUGUUGAAGUGAAGAUCUACAAAGUAUUCUUUGAUCCAACCGGUCGACAUUUACUUAUUACUACCGAACAAGGAGAAAACUUUUACAUAUUUGAAAAAUGGAAAAAAGCCAAAGUUCUUUCAAAGUUUAAGGGUAUAAUAAUUGAAUCUGUUGGAUGGAAUAAAACCGUAGGAACUUCUGACACUUCAACCAAAAAGAUUCUAAUUGGAAGCCGUAAUGGUAUUAUUUACGAAGCCGAAAUAGAAUCAACCGAUGAAUACUUUAAAAGAGGGGGAGGGGAGAAAUAUAUCAAACAGGUAUAUUCGUUAAAUGAUAAUCAACCUAUUACCGGUCUUCGAGUCGAAGAGUUUCCUGCAAUUCUUCGAAAAUAUUUCAUAUUAGCUACAACUCCUACGAGAAUAUAUCAAUUCAUAGGCCAUGCAAACCCUGGUGCUGAUAUAGAUGCUCCUGGCAUUUAUCAUGGUAGUCUUGUUUUUGGGUCUCAAGACCAUGUGGUUGAUAGUGCAAAAUUGUUACCAUACCCUUCAAUGCCUUCAGAAAAUGAUCCAUCUACCAUGAUCACCGAAAAUCCUUUGUCAAUUGCUCUUACUGAAUUUCAUUUUAUUUUGUUAUAUAAAGAACGUAUUAGAGCUAUUUGUCAGUUAAAUGAUCAAAUAGUUUAUGAAGAAAUUAUCCCUCUUAAAGUUGGUGAGGUAGUUAAAAGUAUGGCCAUAGAUAGUGUCAAAAAUACGUUCUGGAUUUAUACUGAUUGUACCAUAUUUGAGCUUAUUGUUGCGAAAGAAGAUAGAGAUGUAUGGAAGUUGUAUCUAGAAAAGCAACAAUUUGAUACCGCGCUACAAUAUUGCAAGAAUCCUGCUCAACGUGAUGAAGUUCUUACUACUCAGGCAGAUUAUUACUUUUCUCAAGGUCGAUUCCUUUUAUCGGCAACUUACUACGCCCAAUCCACUGUUCAUUUCGAAGAAGUCGCACUUAAAUUUGUAGAACGAGAUGAAAGGGAUGCAUUAAGGAACUAUCUAUUGAAUAAAUUGGAAAAACUUCGGCGUACAGAUUUAACUCAGAAAACAAUGAUUGCUACUUGGCUCGUCGAAAUAUAUCUUAGUAAAAUUAACCUGCUUGAGGAUUUAACAGCAUCAGGUUCUAGUUCUGACGACACUAGUAAUUAUAAAGCUGAACAGAAAGCUCUAGAAGGGGAAUUUCAAAAUUUUCUAGAACAAUUCAAGGCAUUUAUAUUUAUUCAUGACAAACGAACGACAUACAACCUAAUCGCUAGUCAUGGACGUACCGAAGAGCUCUUAUUUUAUGCUUCAUUAAUUGGCGACUACGAUAAAGUAAUUUCUCAUUGGGUUCAAGAAAAAGAUUAUAAACAAGCUUUAGAUGUUCUUAGUAGACAAGCUUCAAUUGAUGUGUAUUAUAAAUUUGCCCCAAUUUUAAUGGAAAAUGCACCAUAUGAAACGGUUAAUGUCUGGAUGAGACAACCAAACCUCAACCCUAGAAACUUGAUGCCUGCGUUAUUGAAAUACGAUCACUCAAAAACCUCAGAAGAUGUUACUCAAAAUCAAGCUAUAAGAUAUUUACAUUAUGUAGUAUCGCAACUGAACAACACCGAUCCGGCAAUUCACAAUUUUCUUCUUACGUUAUAUGCCACACAACCUACAUCAAAUAAUGACGAAUCCUCUCUGCUGAAAUUUUUGGCGACAGAAGGAAAGGAGCCUUAUUAUAACAUGGAUUACGCCCUACGGCUUUGUAGUCAAAACGGAAAGACACAAAGUUGUGUACAUAUUUAUAGCAAUAUGGGUCUUUUCGAGGAAGCUGUUGACCUAGCUUUAAAGCAUAAUGAUUUGGAGCUUGCAAGAAUCAAUGCUGACAAGCCAGAAGACGAUGAAGCAUUACGCAAAAAGCUUUGGCUUAAGAUUGCACGACACGUGGUUGAGAAAAAACAAGAUAUCAAAAUGGCAAUGGAUUAUUUGCAGCAUUGCGAACUACUUAAGAUCGAAGAUAUUUUACCCUUUUUCCCUGACUUUGUUCUAAUCGAUAAUUUCAAGAGUGAAAUAUGCGCCGCUCUCGAGGAGUACAAUACACACAUCGAAGACUUAAAACAAGAAAUGGAAGAAGCAACCAAAAGUGCAGAAAGCAUCCGAUUAGAUAUACGAGAGUUGCGAAGUCGACGUAAUUUUGUUAGAUUCGCGAUUGUCACGUCCGGAGAGAAAUGUUCAUUAUGCGAUUUCCCACUCUUGACAAGGCAAUUUUAUAUAUUCCCGUGUCAACAUGCAUUUCAUUCAGACUGUUUAAUUCAAGAGGUUACAAAGCACCUUAACACAGUCCAACUUCGCAAAAUUUUAGAGCUUCAAGAACAAAUAGGAAAGGAAAGAGCAAAAGAAUUAUCUAAUUUUAAUCAUCCGCCAGAUAGUACAGCACGUGGUCGCAAUUCUUUUACUCCUGGAGGUUUAGAUCGAUUAAAGGGAUUGAUAUUACCGGAUGUUGCUACACAUAGUGGUGACGAUGUAGCUGUAGUCGUGUCAAAGGUUGAUCAAUUGAAGGAUGAAUUAGAUGAUUUAGUAGCCUCAGAAUGUGUUUUGUGUGGUGAUAUGAUGAUCAAGACUAUUGAAAAGCCUUUUAUUAAUGAAGAAGAAAGUGAUCUGCUAGUAUCAUGGGCUAUCUAA